AUGGUGCAGCGUAAGAGAAGCAAAUAAAUUUCAGUGCAGUGAUGGCAAGAUAUUGAAAACCUUUGCUAAAUUCGAAACAUGGCCGAAAAAGUAAUUGUAACGGUGAAAGAAGGCAAAGUACGCGGAUUCAAAGCAAAAACUGCGUUUUCUGGAGCAGAGUACUAUACGUUUUUUGGAGUACCUUAUGGGCAAUCAACUGCGGGCUCGGCUCGUUUCAAAGAUCCAGUGAAAGUAAAACCGUGGAAAAAUGUCUUUGACGCGACAGUUCAAAGGGAAGGUUGUAGACAAUACUCGUUGCGGAAACACGAGACAGUUGGUUCGGAGGAUUGCUUGUACAAUAACAUUUAUACACCGAAAUUACCAUUGAAAGAAGAACCUUUAAAAGCGGUCAUGGUGAAUAUUCACCCAGGAGGACGUUUUCACGGUUCGCCAGAUCCGUGGUAUUAUGGAGCUCCUGACUACAUAAUGCACAAAGAUGUUGUAUAUGUAUGCGUUGGAUAUCGAUUGUACAUAUUAGGAGCGUUAAAUUUGCAUAUCAAAGGCUGUUCGGGGAGUCAAGUUUUAAAGGAUAUAAUACUUAGUUUACAAUGGAUCAAAGAUAACAUCUGUGCUUUCGGAGGCGAUCCACAUAAUAUAACCUUAAUGGGCAGCAGCAGUGGUGCUGCACUCGUGCAUUGUUUGCUAUUAUCUCCUUUGGCCAAAGGAUUAUACCAUAAAGCGAUUAUCAUGGGAAUGUACGCUUUUAAUCCAGUUUUGGUUGUUCCAUCGGAUCAUGUUUCGACAGCUUACGAAUUAGCCGUACUACUUGGAUACGACGGUGAACCAGAUAAUCGUAAGAAGUUGCUUAAUUUUCUCAAGAGCGUAGACUAUGAUCGAGUAUUGAUGAUAAGACGCGAGCAACUACUCACAAACGCUACAAUGGAAGUGUACCCUGCUUCUCCAUUUUUUUUGAAUUUAGAACCAGGAGAAAAUUCUCCUUUACCUGUAUCACCAGAGAAACUCAUCCCAACAACAAAUCGUGUGCCAAUAAUAAUUGGAUUCUGUGAAAAAGAAGCUGCUAUGGCUUUCAUAAAACACGGAUUAUUCAAAAAAGCAACGGGUACUGGUUUUUAUAAAGUCCUUCGACAAAAUUCCAGUGGAUGGGGAGUUGCUCUAAGCGAAGACGACCUAAGACUAGUUCAAAAAGAAGUAGAAACAUUCUACUUGGCGGGCGAGUCUAUAGAAAAUGCAUCACAAACAGCUUUAUGCGAUAUUCUAACCGACGCUGCCUUGUCCGAUGUUUAUGGUUUGCUAAUAAACAUAAUCUCGGAAAAUGAUCUUUCGCCAGUAUACGUAUAUAAUUUCCUUUUCGAUGGAAAAUUAGAUGGGUUCAAAGCCAAAAUCAAUGCUCGAUUGCAAACAGAAGUAAAAGGAGCCUGUCACGCAGCUGACUAUACAUAUUGGGCUUACAUCGACGAAUUUGCAGGGAAAACCAUGACCAAUAUACGUUCGAAAGAGCGACAAACAAUUGAAACGCUUACAAGCUUGUUUACUAAUUUCGCAAAAACAUCGAACCCAAAUUACAAAGAAAUGACAGUCGAAUGGAAACCUACAACUAUUAAACAUCCGAGUCAUUUGGUUAUCGACGAAUCGCUCCAAGUUAAAGACGAACUGUUGAAUGGUGAACGAAUGCAAUUCUGGCACCGUUUGAAAGAUAAAUUUAAAAAAAAUUGAUAAAGAAUUACAAAAAAGUGCAAAUAAAAUUUGAAAAAUCACUAAACAUGUUUUUCUCUACAAAUUUAAGUGGAUGAAAUAUACCUACCUAGUACCUCCCCUCUCUUCCAUGAAAUUUGUAAAAAAUAAGCCACCAGUCAUAAAUAGAAACAAGUAAGGAGGGUAAGAGGGUUUUUCUUCAAGAGAAGUCAAUGUGGUAAUUUGAUAGUAUUCUACUUAAAAAUGAAACAUUUUUAAAAAGUUUGGGCAGAUAUCAAUUUUUUAUUUUUAUUGUCAAUUAUUUUCGACUAUGAAGAGCUCGUAUAAAGGGACCAACUUCAUUUGGGAAACCAGCGGAAGGGGUUUUCUUGAAAAUUGGAACAUUUAAAAAGAUUCUACCCAUUAAAAAUUGAGAAGGCUCCAUAUAAAAGAGCCAACAUCAUUUGGGGGGGGGGGGUCGAACAAAAUUUUUUUCUCGAUAUCACGCAGUACAAUUCUAAUAUAGAAAUGAGAUAUUUUCAAAAAAAUUGUUCGCACAAGCUGUUAAAAAACUCAUUAUUUAUAAUUAACAAAAUUUUACAACAUUUUUAUGCAAGAUUCAAAAAAAAAAAAUAUACACGCAACAAUGUUCAAAAAAAGAAAAGAGAAAAUGAACAAAAAAAAAAUUAAAAACUUCGA
Messenger RNA from Planococcus citri (citrus mealybug), 2370 nucleotides. RefSeq names its product esterase FE4-like. The record is from RefSeq and is a predicted model, not a curated record. Gene Ontology annotation, molecular function: serine hydrolase activity. The coding region runs from base 79 to 1713 and encodes 544 amino acids. NCBI's taxonomy places the organism in Eukaryota, Metazoa, Arthropoda, Insecta, Hemiptera, Pseudococcidae. The transcript has 10 exons.